Messenger RNA from Symbiodinium sp. CCMP2592, 1386 nucleotides. NCBI's taxonomy places the organism in Eukaryota, Dinophyceae, Suessiales, Symbiodiniaceae. The record is from the annotation of a GenBank genome assembly.
AUGUUCUACUUAUCGCUGGCGGCAAAAGUGGCAUUGAGCAUUUCUUCGGCAGGGGAGCAGGGCUUGAACCCGGAGGAGCUCCAUGAAGCUUUCGCUCGAGCGGAGGAGCUCAGCUACGGACAGGAGGCGACCGUCGAGGCGGAGCAUGGGCCGAUCUUCCUCAGCGCAGCUCCGUCAGGCGCCAGUCUGGGCGGUUCGUUCUGGUCCUUGGAGGCUUUGGGCAUUCGCCUGGCGGUCAUUGGCGCGGCUUGUGCGCUGUCGGUGCCUGUAUCCCAGGGGCUGGAGACGGAGGUGCUCAGGAAAGCUGAGGUGGUGGUGUGCCUGUGCCUUGCCAAGGAAGACGAGGGCGCAGAAGUCCGCUCCAGCCUGCCGGAGGUUUCGCACCAGGCCGCAGCUGUCCUGGGCAAAGGAGGCAACGUGCUCAUUCCCAUCGGGGCGGACCAGGCCUUCACCGAAGAUUUGGUGAUGUCCAUUUCGCGACAGAUCGCAGACCUUGCCGACAAGUGCCAAGCGCCCAUCUUCGCUUGUGGCGCACCGGCUCUCCGCUUGAGGCGGUGCGGGGUCUUUGCAGAGUUUUCGUCGAGAACAUGCUUGGAUCGAGCCCAUAGUGGUGAGCACCCUUUCUUGGUUGAUGCACUUUGCGAAAGCGGGCGGCUUGUUUUGGCAGACAGCAUCUCCGAGAUGGCGGAGUCCUAUCAGGAGCCCUGUGUGCUUUUGCUUCCACGGCGCCUGGCUCAAGGCUUCGAUGGUCGCUGGGCCGGCAACCCGGAAUCUCGGUUGCUACAGAGCGACGUGUCUGUGGAGGGCUGCCGGCUUCCAUGCAUCGGCAAGCCUUUUCGACGUCGGCUGACGGAAUCGGAGCUUCGGCGCUGGACCACUGGUCGUCUACUGCUUACGAGGAACGAUGCUGAGCUUUUCGGAGUCUCCUCCACGCAGAAGGCUGGCAAGUCACCCAUGGUCUUGCCACCUGCAGAGUUCAUGGAUGUGCACGUGGACUUGUCUGUUGCGCGAGUGCAGUGCUGGCUGCCGGAGGAUCAGCUCGCACGUGUCCAGCAAGGCAAGCGCGCCGCAGGCAACUUGCUGGAAGGUGCUUUUGUCGGGCGGAGGAGGCCUCGGAUCUCCUCGCUGGUGUCCAGGGCAGCACCAGCCUUCGAGAUGAGCAAAGAGGCCAUCAAGACGGGAUUCCAAGCGAGAGGGAUUGAAGUGGAAGCCCGGGAAGGAGCAGACGGAAAGGGGACGGAGCUGCUGGUGCCGUCUUUGAGCGCGAGGAUAGUUCUCAACUACCCCACAGUCGAUGCGUCGACUGGCUUGGAGACGAUUGUUGAGUGCACGUCUGCGCAAGGGCGGCGGCAGAUACUGGAGGUGUUGAAUGCGGAGCUCGGGUGA